GGCUCCUCCACUAAUAUGCAUCAAAAUGCUACUUUCAGUCUUUCAGAGGGAAAACCCCUUCCAUAACAUCUUUUUUUUUUUUUUUUUUGAUUGCCGCGCCUCACCCUUGAUUGAUUCCUAGCUUGCCUUGCCCCCAACCAAAAUAACAAUCAUAGCCCACACCACACCCCCUGGAUGAGAUUUGGAGAUCUAGUCAACAUUGCCUAUUCCCCUUUCAUCAACUGAAGUACCCUUCUUCAUCCCAAGCCAUCCCUCUCAUUCCUUUUUUCAUUUCCCCCUCUUUCUUCUUCUCGUACCAGAGACGACUUCUUGCCUUGCUGCCUUGUUUCUUCAGUCUUUCUCUUGACCUUAUCCCUUGCGAACCAAGGCCACCGUAAACCAAAGUCCAAGGAGAUCAACAACCUUUUUUUUCGCCUUUUUUCUCUUCUUUGAGACCUUGUCUCUCCUGGCCCCGCCAAAUUGCAUAUCAAGCACACCUCGCAUUUUCCGAUUCUAUUCCAUUACAGGACUCGGCUGUCCGUCCGCUCGUUUGCGCGUCCCCCCUAAAAUCUGUCUUCAAGGGGUCUCUUAUCUACAACCACGACUUUUCUCGUCGACAGCCCCAACCAUCUCUAAUCGUAUCCUUAACAUCACCAACAACCAGAAUAAUCAUAAUGUCGGCUGACGAAAAGAUCCGCGUCUCGGGCGAGACGCCUCGUGCGACCACUCCUGUUCUUCCAACGGUUAACCCCAGUCUCGAGAAGUCACAGUCUGCUCGCGCUUCAGUUCACCCUACUUUCUAUGUUAUUGCAUGGAUUGGUUUUUCAUCAUCUGUCAUUCUGUUCAACAAAUGGCUCCUCGAUACCCUCAACUUCCGCUACCCCGUCAUUCUUACGACCUACCACUUGACCUUCGCGACAGUCGUCACUCAGAUUAUGGCCCGAUGGACUCCUUACCUUGACGGCCGCAAGACCGUCAAGAUGACAGCUCGCGUUUACGUCCGUGCCGUUGUGCCCAUCGGUAUCUUCUUCAGCUUGAGUUUGAUCUGUGGAAAUUUGACAUAUUUGUACCUCUCCGUUGCUUUUAUCCAGAUGCUCAAGGCUACCACACCCGUCGCCGUUCUCAUCUCUGGCUGGAUUUUGGGUGUUUCUGCUCCCAACCUCAAGCAGUUCCUCAAUGUCUCCGCUAUUGUUGUUGGUGUCAUCAUUGCUUCCAUGGGCGAAAUUCACUUCGUCACUGUUGGUGUGCUCUUCCAAAUGGGCGGUAUCAUUUUUGAGGCUCUGCGACUUACCAUGGUCCAGCGCUUGCUGAGCUCCGCUGACUACAAGAUGGACCCUCUCGUCUCUCUGUACUAUUUUGCUCCCAUCUGCGCUGUCAUGAACGGUGUGGUUGCUCUUAUUUGGGAGAUCCCCAGGUGCUCGAUGGCCGAGGUUUACCACGUCGGUCUGUUCACUUUCUUCCUCAACGGUCUUUGCGCUUUCAUGCUCAACGUCUCCGUCGUCUUCCUGAUCGGCAAGACUUCUGCUGUCGUCCUCACACUCUGCGGUGUUCUCAAGGAUAUUCUCCUGGUCAUUGCUUCCAUGAUGAUCUGGGGCACCCAAGUUACUGGCCUCCAAUUCUUUGGUUACUCCAUUGCUCUUGGUGGCAUGGUCUACUACAAGCUCGGCUACGAGCAGAUCAAGGGCCACAUUGCUGAUGCCAACCGACAGUGGGCUGAGUUUGGUGCUCGCAAGCCCAUUCUCCGCAAGGUCACCAUCAUCAUUGCCACCGCUUUCCUCAUCUUCACCUUCUUCGGUGGUCUUGCUCCCGGUUACUCUUCAGAGGUUGAUCCCACUAGACUGGCCAACGAGGUCUCUAACCGUUUCGGCAUCAACGAUGCCCAGCACGUCUAGAGCUCUGUAUUAUACGGUCUCAAUGUGAAGCAAGACCCGGACGUUUGGUUGACGGGGGCGAAUGGCGAUCUAAGGAACCUCUUUUCUAUAUCCGUUAUUUCCUUAUGUAUUACGCCCAAUCAAGUUGUUGAACUUGGUCCGAAUGUGUCCACAGUCGAAUUGACUUGGCGCACUUUUCUGUGGAUUGGAGAUCUUUUGAUAUAUUCUGUUUGAUUGGGGAAGGGAGGGUCUUAUGAAGUGUAAAGCCAUAGAGCUGGGCGCAGAGCGCGAGGUAGCGGUUUCAUGCAUGAACCGCAUCACGAAAGGUCUAAUUGAUGUGUAACUCUAGACGGCGUUUGGCCAUAGACAUGUAGAAACGAAACGGUUAAACAAAACCCACCAUAACAAAAGUUCAUUGAUCUAUUUUCCCU
Messenger RNA from Fusarium verticillioides 7600, 2281 nucleotides. RefSeq lists its product as hypothetical. Gene Ontology annotation, cellular component: trans-Golgi network; Golgi apparatus; endosome. The transcript is spliced from 4 exons. Gene Ontology annotation, molecular function: antiporter activity. The record is from RefSeq and is a predicted model, not a curated record. Bases 654 to 1871 code for a protein of 405 amino acids. Lineage: Eukaryota; Fungi; Ascomycota; Sordariomycetes; Hypocreales; Nectriaceae.